AUGUUGCCUCCAACAUAAUAAAACUUAAUUCCAAAGAAGAAGAUCGAACAUUAUACUUAUUUAAUGCAUGAGUAGAUAGGAAGAGGAUACAGUUCUAAGGUGUAUAAAGGUAAGGAUGAGAAUACAGGAGAGGUGGUAGCAGUAAAAGUAAUAGAUGUGAAAGCAAUAAAUAAUGAGAUAGAGAGACAGUUAAUAAAUUAAGAGAUCAAUGCGUUGAAAUUGAUACAAUCAGUAAAUGUAAUAAAAUUACAUGAUUACUACCAUACUAAUAAUAAUACAUAUAUUAUUACAGAAUAUUGUAAUUAAGGAGAUUUAGGCAAACUCAUUUAAUAAUAAGGUAUCAUACCAGAAGUAGAAGCAUUCAAGAUACUUCGACAUAUAAUUAAUGGAUUUAAGGAAUAGAUUAGAAAGGGCGUUAUUCAUAGAGAUAUUAAACCAACCAACGUUUUAAUUAAGAAUUCAGUUCCGAAAUUAGCUGAUUAUGGUUUUUCUAAAAUGAUAAAGGCUCCUAAAGAAAAAGUAUUUUAUAAGGUUGGUACUCCUAUCUACAUGAGUCCUGAAAGUUAUUUAGAGAAUAAAUAUUCUGAGAAGAGUGAUAUUUGGAGUAUAGGUGUUGUCUAUUAUUAAAUGUUAUAUGGUUAAUGUCCAUGGGUAAUUAAUUCUGAAAGUGAAUUUUAAGAAUCUGUUUCAUAAUUACACUUUAAUAGAAAUGUACCUAUAUCUGAAGAAUCCAAAGAUUUCUUAAGGAGAGCCUUAUAAGUAGAUGAAACUUAACGUUUAUCUCUAAUUGAUAUAGAUUAACAUCCACUUUUCUUACGUAGAAAUACAACUGCUCUUAAUAAAAUGAGAGGAGCGCUUGUUAGUAACUCAUUUAAUAAAUCUAUUACUAAUAUGAAUGUUGUUAGAGUCAAUUAAACUUAAUAAUGUACUAGAAGUGGAUCUACUUCACAUAAACAUUAAAAAUCUAAUUAAGUUAAAGAAAGAAUGGCCACAGUCAUUUAACAUACUUAUUAAAGUUUUCAUUAUGGUAAUUAUGAUAAUCAUAUUAAAUCUAAUUUAGAAUCAUAAACGGAAGAAAUUAUAUGUAAUUACCUAAACUAAUGCAAAUUCAUCUAUCGUACUUGUUAACUUAUUGAUCAUACAAAGUAUCUACAAUCACCAAGACUAAGAGAAAGGAUUAUGGGCUAUUUUGGAAGAGAAGUUAUGGAUAUCAUGAAUAAAGUAUGUGGAAUAUUUAUUACAAGCUUAAAGAAACCUAUGAUAAAGGAAUCAAUAAUAUCAAAGUUAUCAAUUUCAAUCAUUAAAUACUCAUUUCCAUUCUUAAUAAGCAUUCCUUUAGAGAUACCUAUAUUAAAUAUAAAGAUUAUUAUGGAACGUCUUUAUUAGGUGAUAUUUCCAAUCUCAAAGAACUUAUUAGAGAAUUGAAUCAUUAACUUAGAAUCAAUGAAUAAAAUGAAACAGGAAUCUUAUUACUAGAUUAUUUAACAUACUAUUACUAAGUUAUUACUAGUAAUAGUACAUAAUAAUUCUUGGAUGGUAAACCUAUUAAUGAAAUUACAUCUGCACAUUAUCAAGAUAUUAGAGUGAAAAUAUAUAAUUUAGAUAUUUGA
Molecule: messenger RNA, 1610 nt
Organism: Paramecium sonneborni
Lineage: Eukaryota; Ciliophora; Oligohymenophorea; Peniculida; Parameciidae
Source: the annotation of a GenBank genome assembly